This is a messenger RNA of Alligator mississippiensis (American alligator), 3284 nucleotides long. It is a transcript of the gene PIBF1, whose product is annotated as progesterone immunomodulatory binding factor 1. Bases 135 to 2285 code for a protein of 716 amino acids. Gene Ontology annotation, cellular component: centriolar satellite. Lineage: Eukaryota; Metazoa; Chordata; Crocodylia; Alligatoridae. Gene Ontology annotation, biological process: cilium assembly. The transcript has 18 exons. The record is from RefSeq and is a predicted model, not a curated record.
UCCCGGCAUGCAGCGCGGCUGAGGCGGGAGCGAGGCUGCGAGCAGUGUUGCUGUGGCGACGGUGGCCAACGCUGCGUCGUGGCUGAGGCCCUGGUUGGCAGUUGAGCCACCCCCUAACACGGUGAGGAAGGGCAAUGUCACGGCCAGGCACCAAGGAACCGCGGGUGAUGAACGUGUCCAGCUCCCUGGAGUUGGAAGACAUCAGCUUGGAGACCACAGUGCCCACAGACGACCUGUCCUCCUCAGAAGAGAGGGGCGGUGCCGGGAAAGUGACGAGGCAGCUGCUGGAGCGCAAGGAGCUGCUGCACCGUCUGCAGGUGCUGAAGAUCGAGCUGUCGCAGAAAAACCUCAUGCUGGACAACCUGAAGGUGGAGUACCUGACCAAGAUUGAAGAGCUAGAAGAGAAGUUGAACGAUGCUAUCCAUCAGAAACAACUGUUGUCUUUACGACUAGAUAGCCAAUUGGCAUUGCAGCAAGAAGAUGCCAGAAAACAUCAGGAGCUAAUGAAACAGGAAAUGGAAACCAUUUUACUGAGGCAGAAACAACUAGAAGAAACAAAUCAUCAGUUGAGGGAGCGAGCUGGAGAUAUCCGUCGUAGCCUGCGUGACUUGGAAUUGACAGCAGAUUACUAUGAGAAACUGAAGUCCCUUUCUGAAGAUGAGCUUUCUAUCCCUGAAUAUGUUUCUGUUCGGUUCUAUGAAGUAGUCCAUCCAUUAAGAACAGAAUUAAAUGAACUGCAAGUGAAAAGGGAUAGUCUAACAGAGGAAUUAAGUGAUUAUAAGGUCCAGCUGAAGAGUGUGAUGGAGAGUUAUGAAGAUGAGAGAAGAAGUCAUUCAGAACUUGAGAUAAGAUGUCAACGUUUGAUGUUGGAAUUAGCAGAUACAAAACAGAUGAUUCAACAAGGUGAUUAUAGACAAGAGAACUAUGAUAAAGUGAAAUGUGAGCGAGAUACAUUUGAACAUGAAUUAUCAGAGCUCAGGAGAAAAUAUGAAAUACUAGACAUAUCACACAAAGCACAAGCCAAAGAAAGAAAUGACUUAUCAAAAGAGGUGACAACAUUACAGCAGUCUGUUAAUUUGCUGCAAAAGGAUAAAGACUAUCUUAAUCGCCAGAAUAUGGAACUCAGUGUUCGCCGUGCUCAUGAAGAAGAUCGUCUUGAAAGACUCCAGAUUCAGUUGGAGGAUGCCAAAAAAGCUAGAGAAGAAGUAUAUGAGAAAUAUGUAACAUCCAGAGAUCGUUAUAAAACAGAAUAUGAAAACAAAUUGCAUGAAGAAUUGGAACAAAUUAGAUUGAAAACAAAUCAAGAGAUUGAACAGCUUCGAAGUGCUUCAAAGGAGAUGUAUGAACGUGAAAACAGAAAUUUGAGAGAAGCAAGAGAUAAUGCCGUAGCUGAAAAACAGAGAGCAAUUUUGGCGGAGAAAGAUGCUUUAGCAAAAUAUGAACAACUUUUAGAACAGUACAGACAGUUGCAACUCAGCACAGAAACCAAGGUGGCUGAACUUCUCCAUCAAAAUAAAUUAAAGGCCUUUGAGAGCGAACGUGUUCAUCUCCUGUAUGAAGAAACAGCCAAGAAUCUUUCUCAGUGUCAAUUAGAGUGUGAGAAAUAUCAGAGAAAACUGGAGGUUUUGACUAAGGAAUUCUAUAGCCUUCAAGCUUCUAGUGAAACGCGUGUUAUUGAACUUCAGGCACAGAAUUCAGAGCGUCAAGCAAAACUUGAUACAUAUGAAAAACUGGAAAAAGAACUAGAUGAGAUAAUAUUGCAAACGGCAGAAAUGGAAAAUGAAGAUGAGGCAGAAAGAAUUCUGUUUUCCUAUGGGUAUGGUGCUAAUGUUCCUACAACAGCGAAAAGGCGACUGAAACAAAGUGUUCACUUGGCAAGAAGGCUACUGGAGCUAGAAAAGCAAAACUCACUGCUUAUAAAAGAUCUGGAACAUCAGAAGGAACAAGUAACACAGAUUUCACAAGAGCUUGACCGUGCCAAUUCUUUGUUGAGUCAAGUACAACAGCCAUACAAGUACCUCAUUGAAACUGUAAAACAGAGAGACACUCAGAUACAUUUACAGAAAGAACAUAUUGCACAACUUGAGAAAGAUGUCAGUAUUUUAAAUAAAGAAAAGACAGCUUUGCUGCAUGUCAAGAAUCAGAUGGCAGCAGAUUUGGAAAGACUUCUAAAUCAUCAUGAGUGUCAAUCCGAUUUCCCAGGCAUAGCCUGCUGCACGCAGUGUGACGGGUCAAAUCUACACUUAAGGAUGCAAUCAGCAAAACAAAGGUCACUUGAGCUUUAGAAGGUGAUUACCUGGGUGUUGUUACAGUGCCUGGCUACAUGAGAGAGGAGCCAGAAGGGCACCAGCACAUCAUCCAGUGACUGCUUCCCUGAUGAAACUGGGCAUGCUACACAGAUAAUUGGCACUCCAAACUAAAAAACUCCACUGCUUUGAAAAGAAUUUUACUUUGAGUACAUAUUCUUUGCAGUCCAGCACUUUAGAAGACUUUCCCUCCCCCCUUACCUUUUGUCUGAAAAAGUCCUUUUAAGAGCAUUUUACAGGAAGUAUUUGAGGAUUCAAAAUAUUCUUGAAAUUUUGUGUAAUUGUUGUUUAAAGGUUGUUUGGUUUUCUUUGGACUACUAUUUUGCAUUUGCUUCCUAAACGCUCAUUUUUUUUAAAUUGGCAAACUCUUGAGUACAAAAGGAAGGAUUUUCCUCAUGUGUAGAUUAUAAUUAUUUAAGAGAGAUAGUAAGAACAAAGGUUAUUGUAGCAUUUGGACUUGCAUUGAAAAGAUAAAAAAUUGUCACUUUCUUCUUUGCUUUGGCAAAUGCCUUUUUUCAGUUAUUUGUUUGAUAGAACAGCAUUCAUUUUUUACAAUGUUACUUCUACAUUGGUAAGUUCUCUUUAGUUUUGUUUGAUCAUAUGAAGAUCUGAAAUAACAUACUAAUUUUGAAUCUCUCAUAGCCACUGAAUUUGAGAAAUGUAAUAAGCGUUGCCGAUAUGUGACAUUUAAGCAAUAUUAAGGAUACACAGACCACAUUGAUAUGCACCUAAAUCAAUUACAGAAAUUAAGCCAUAUUUUACAUUUAAAAAUGUAAGGCUACCCAUUCAUUUGUUCUUUCCUGUCCUAUAAUUGCACUUAACCAUCUAUAAAUGACCCUCUAUGAUCAAAGAUAGUUUAUUUAGCUGGGAGAAUCAGUUUUUAUCUAUUUGUGGACUGAACAUAUCCAUUCCUCAUGCUUUUAUGUUCUGUGUCAAUUAGCCAUUAUAAACAGUUUAAAUAAAAACAAUUAAGAAUUA